Messenger RNA from Coregonus sp. 'balchen', 3819 nucleotides. The record is from the annotation of a GenBank genome assembly. NCBI's taxonomy places the organism in Eukaryota, Metazoa, Chordata, Actinopteri, Salmoniformes, Salmonidae.
CUUACUCAAAUUCAAAGAGCCGGUGUCCUAGCAAAACGUUAGGAGCUGUUUUUCUUUUAAUUUUACAAUUUGGCUUACUGUUUACAAGUCAUUGUACAGUAUAUCAAUAGUCAUAUUGUAUCAUUAGGCUAAUCGAUAUUUCAACUCACUGGAUACGGAGGCGUUUACGUUUAAGGACCAAAUAACGAGUCUUCGCAAGAUCCGGAUGAGACGAGGAUUGGUGCCGCAUUUUGUCCUACAGCAACGUGGGUCACGCGCCAGAUAUAGUGGAACUAGAUCCCACAUCGGAAUAUUUGUAGAAUAAAUCUUCAAUUUCGUGGAUUACAGGAAUGCUGCUGUCUAAAUUAAACUCGUUCGCUCAUAUCUCCACCGUUGAUAUGCCGGCGAAAAUCCAGCUUCAAGUUCACCAAGGUUAGAUGACGCUUGUCUUGAUAAUGGUGGUUCGCUAUUAGCUAACGAGUAACAUGCUAUCUUGCUACUAGGCUAGCAAAACUGUAGUUAUCUAUUUUACGUAAUCUACAGUAACCGUUUCCCUAUUCGGUUAUUUCCACACUUUGCAUUCAACCAUGUAACAUAACACUAAUUAUGUGGAAGAGUUGUAUUAAUCGUAUGUUCUUGUAUAUUUACAGGGAAGGAGAGGGAGCCUUUUGAGAAGCUUUACCAGGUCGGCUCUGUGCUGGGAAGUGGCGGUUUUGGGACGGUGUAUUCUGGCACAAGAAUUUCAGAUGGAGCACUGGUUAGUAUUUCUUACAUUAUAUUGCCAACAGUCGCAUUCUUUAAAAAUAUUUAUAAAUACAAGUUGGCUAAUCAAUUAAUAUAUUUGCAUAUUUUCUCCUCUCUAAUAUCAGGUGUAAUUGAACUGAUCAUGUUUUCCGCACACAGGUUGCUGUCAAACAUGUGGCCAAGGAUCGGGUCUCCGAGUGGGGAGAGCUGGUAAGGAUGGUUUUGGUUGUGCAUUUUAGUUUAAGGACAUUUAUAAUUUUAGUUUAAGGACAUUUCAUAGUAUUUUGUUGUCCAGGGGACUGUGGAUCUGUCUCCAUUCGUACUUUAGUUAGUCGCGUGCGAUAUCUCAGACAGCACUGGUACGAUUUUAACAAAACGGGUGAAUGAUGCAUAUUGCCAUAGAGAUCUGGCACCUACAAAAUUACACUGAUUGGCCCAAGGCGGGAGCUAUAGUAAUUAACAGAAAUGUUAGUCACACGACAUAUCACAAUUGGCCCAAGAGGGGGGCGCUGCAUCAUUCGUGGGGGGACGACAUGUGUAUUAUUGCCUUCACACAAUUGGCGGCUGAAAUUAACCAGAUUUCAAUUUUAUUUUUAGCCCAAUGGCUCUCGUGUCCCCAUGGAGAUUCUACUCAUGAAGAAAGUUGGAAAUGGAGCUCGGGGCGUGAUAAAGAUGCUGGACUGGUAUGAGCGACCUGACAGCUUUAUUAUUGUCAUGGAACGAUCGGAGAAGGUCAAGGACCUUUUUGAUUUCAUCACUGAGAAAGGUGCCUUAUCAGAGGAGCUGGCAAAUAACUUUUUCCGUCAGGUUCUUGAAGCCGUUCGACACUGCCACAACUGUGGGGUUGUACACAGGGACAUCAAAGAUGAAAACAUCCUCAUUGAUCUUCGGACAGGCGAAAUUAAGCUUAUUGACUUCGGAUCCGGGGCAUUGCUCAAAGACACUGUUUACACCGACUUCGACGGUAAGCAUCCUCAUUGAUAUACUCUAACCAUAGUCCAUUUUAGUGGUUAGUGAAUGUGUUGAUUUUGGCGCCACCCUUUGGAGGGAAAGUGCAUUUUUACAACUCGAAGUUUGUAAACAUUGUCACAUGUCAGGCUCUCCUCCCACCUCACUCUCACACAGACCUACUGUUAUGCUCACUGGCGCUUGACCUCAAUAGAAGGCACGCAGUGAUUAUUUAUAAUUGUUUAAUCCAUGUUAUCACAGAUGUAUUAAAUCAGUACUUAAUGUUUAUUUUUGUGUCCAUUUCUUAAGCAUUCUGUGUAUUUCUUCAUAGAAAUUGACCACAUCAUUGAAUUUAACCAUUAUUGUUAUUUCUCUAUCAACAGGCACUAGAGUGUACAGUCCACCUGAAUGGAUCAAAUACCAUCGGUACCAUGGGCGGUCUGCCACAGUUUGGUCUCUGGGUGUCCUGCUGUAUGAUAUGGUGUGUGGAGACAUUCCCUUCGAGCAGGACGAGGAGAUUGUACAAGGCCAGGUGCUCUUCAGACGAAGAAUCUCCACAGGUGAGCCCCAAUAACUUAAACAAAACAUCCUCACACCUAAUAAGCUACACCAGUGGAAUAUAUUGCUCAUGUAUUAGUCAUUGGGUGUCCAGUCUAAGCACUGACUAACCAUUAUCCCCAUUCUUCUUCCAGAGUGCCAGCAGUUGAUCAAGUUGUGCCUGUCCCUGAGGCCUGCUGAGAGGCCAUCGUUUGAGGACAUCAUCAAUCACCCAUGGAUGCAGAGCACAGUAUCCCCAGCAGAGCAGAGCACAGAGAUCAGACUGCACAGCAUCAGCCACGAGCCUGCUGCUUUCACCACCGUGGUGGCCCAAUGACUGUCACUGCACUGACAGAGACUAGUAGUACACAGAGGACUGACGUGGCUGUACACCAAAGACAAUAUGGACUAUACAGAAGGAAGUUACAGAUUUUAUUUAAAUAUCUCCCUCUUUCUCUUGUGGCCAGACCCCACCUGUUCACUCUCCUUUUGGACUUCAUGAAAACCAAACAUCCUUAAUGGCUACUUAAUUGGACACUGUAAUAUCAAAAGCUAUUCUCACCCCUACGAAGGACUUGCUCUGUAAUAUUGGCUGUGGUGUGAGAGUAUGUACACCAGAAAGGACAAAGUCCAUCCCUAUUCAUGUGAUUGUUCUGCUGAAGGUAUGAACAAGUGGACAGUCUUUUACAUAGCUAGCUACCAACCAGACACUGUACUCUGCCCUGCCUCACUGAUGAGUGGGUGUCAGAGGAAGCAAAGAGGAGCAAAUCGAAGUGCCUUCGGUGUGUCAGAUUGUUGGGGACCCUGGAAAUACUUGAAUUUCAUGAAGCCAUCAUAUCACUUCUUUUUUUUUCUGCUUUUGUCUUAUAGGACUAGAUCAGUAAAGCCUAUGCCAUUUUCCAAUGUCAACAGCAGCCAGAGAACCUCCUAUAGUACACACAAACCUGUGCAAACAAAAACCGGAAGACUUUCCUGCAUCCACCUCCGAGCUUUUAACGCCGGUCUACACACAACUACCACUCACCUAGACCUGAAUGCACACUGCAAUGCAAAGCACCACACUAAAAUAUUAAAUGUUCUGCUUUUUUGUUUGCGUAAACAUGUAUCUGUCACCUCACAGGCUAGGAAUAAGGCUAUGGUGAAUAAUAUUUAUGUGUGAUUUCUCUCACUCGAGCUAUGUGGAAUUAUUUAUUUAUUUAUAGAGAAUUUCGGCUGUAUAUUUCAUUCCACAGUUGUUGAAGGGCCCACAGAUUAUUUAAAUUUAUUUUGACCAUAUUUAUGGCUUGAAAUCUUCUGAGCAGAUGUUUGUGUAUAUAUGUGUAAAUAACCUUCAAAGCUCUUCCAUUUUAAUGUAUGUUGAAAGUCUACUGAUGGUAACUGUUUUUGUCUGCUGUUGAUUUGGAUGAAUUGACAUUGUUCUGAGUAAGCAAGUGUGUGUCAUACAUCAACAUUGUUUUCACCUCUAGUUGCAUGAUUGCGGCUUGGAUUGCUUUGUUUUCAUCCAUAUUAGAAUUGUAAAUUAUAUUAACUAUUUUUAUACGAUUUCAAUAAAUAUUUUUUUAACCUUGACUUUUGACCCAGUUUUACUUCAGGAGAUCAUGUCUACCAUGA